Messenger RNA from Macadamia integrifolia, 1677 nucleotides. Its product is annotated as lysosomal Pro-X carboxypeptidase-like. Gene Ontology annotation, molecular function: dipeptidyl-peptidase activity; serine-type exopeptidase activity. The record is from RefSeq and is a predicted model, not a curated record. NCBI's taxonomy places the organism in Eukaryota, Viridiplantae, Streptophyta, Magnoliopsida, Proteales, Proteaceae. The transcript is spliced from 9 exons. Bases 65 to 1582 code for a protein of 505 amino acids. Gene Ontology annotation, biological process: proteolysis.
AAAUGGUUCCUUUCAAGUUAUAUUAGACUCUUUAGACUUCUUUAAGCUUUGGAACCUCGUGCUCAUGGCCAUGAAAACUCCUUCUCAUCUACUUCUUUGGCUUUCUUCUCUGCUUCUAUUCUUCUUCUUCUUCCUAACAUCAGUUUCUGCUACAGGAAGUCUCAAUACACCUAGGCUUGGUGUGGUUGAUAGAUUAUCAGACAACCAUGAAGAGGGUAUCAAAUCCUCCUCUUCUUCCAAUAAUUUUGAGACCCUUUUCUAUGCACAAACACUUGAUCAUUUCAAUUAUAGACCUGAAAGCUAUGCUACCUUUCAACAAAGAUAUGUGGUUAAUUUUAAGCACUGGGGUGGUGCAAAUUCUAGUGCUCCUAUCUUUGCUUAUCUCGGCGAAGAGUCGCCUUUGGAUGGUGAUCUCGCUGGCAUCGGCUUCCUCAAUGAUAAUGCCCCAACCUUCAAGGCUCUUUUAUUGUAUAUAGAGCACCGUUACUAUGGACAGUCCGUUCCUUUUGGGUCAAGGGAAGAAGCAUUCCAAAACACAAGCACGCUUGGGUACUUCAGUUCUUCCCAAGCUCUCGCGGAUUAUGCCGAGGUGAUUGUUAAUCUGAAGAAAAAUUUGUCCGCAGAAGCCAGCCCUGUUAUUGUCUUUGGAGCAUCUUAUGGCGGAAUGCUUGCAUCAUGGUUUAGACUGAAAUAUCCUCAUGUGGCCUAUGGAGCACUUGCAUCAUCAGCACCUAUUCUCUACUUUGAUGAUAUCACCCCUGAAAAUGGAUACUACUCAAUUGUCACCAAGGAUUUCAAAGAAGCGAGUGAGAAUUGCUACAAUACAAUUCAACAAGUGUGGUCAGAAAUUGACAAACUAGCCUCCCAAGCCAAUGGUCUUAAAUUCCUUAGCCAAAAGUUCAAGACUUGCUAUCCAUUGAACAAGUCUUCUGACCUGAAGGACUACUUAGAUAAUACAUAUGCAUCGGCUGCGCAAUAUAAUAGUCCUCCGCGUUAUCCAGUUUCAUUAAUUUGUGGAGGAAUCGAUGAAGCAUCCAAAGAAACGACCGAUGUUCUAAGUAGGGCAUUUGCAGGUUUGGUUGCUUAUAGAGGAAACCGAUCAUGCUUUGAUACAAAUAUUUACAACUAUCCUUCUGAAACAACUGUGGGUUGGGGUUGGCAGAAAUGUAGUGAGAUGGUAAUGCCCAUUGGCCGUGGUAGCAACGACACCAUGUUUCCUGCGGCGCCAUUCAACCUUACCAGCUUCGCCGAUUCAUGUAAGAAUUCAUAUGGUGUUAGUCCUCGUCCUCAUUGGAUCACAACUCAGUUUGGUGGUCAUGAUAUUAAAAGGGUUCUUAAGUGGUUUGGAAGCAACAUCAUAUUCUCCAAUGGACUGAGAGACCCAUAUAGCAGUGGAGGGGUGCUACAAAGCAUAUCUCCCAGCCUCUUAGCGGUCCAUACAAAAAAUGGAUCUCAUUGCUUGGAUAUACUUAAUUCAUCACCCGAAGACCCAGAGUGGUUAGUGGAGCAAAGAAAGAUAGAGAUCAAAAUAAUUGAUGGAUGGUUGGAGAAGUAUUAUACGGAUCUUGCAGAAACAAUAUGAUAGAAUUUAUUGCUUCUCAAAGUCUGAAAUGAAUAAUUAUUAUGUAGCAUAAGUAACAUUUUAACAUGAUCAUAAAGGAAGAAGUUCAUGUUGAA